AUGGAAAAUGUUUAUAAACUAUAUGGUGUUCAUAUUCCAUGUAUUCAUAACAUCUUAGAUGUAAAACCGGCCGAUUUAGAAAAACCUAAAGCAUUUCAUAUUGGAAAAUUGGAAUUCAAUAGUUCGAAGAAUAUUCUAGUUUAUGAUGAUGAAGACAAUCCGAUAGGAAAGGGUGAUCGGAAAAAUGAACAAUGCAAAAUUUCGGCUCGGAAAACAUUUACAACCAAAGUUGAGAACGAAAUUUACUUGUAUGAAGAACAAGUAACUCCAGAUAUAGGAGUUAAAAGUCUUGUUCAACGCAUUUUAAAUCUUCCGUCAAUUGACAAGGCAACAAGUUUCAUGUUUAAUCUUGGGAUGAACAUCGAUUAUGAUACAAUUCAGGCAAUUCAUUAUAUAUCAUCAUUAAGAAAAACACAUCCAGAAGUGAUAGAUUUGGCAUUAAGUAAUGCAUAUCUUCCGGAAGAAUCAGAUGAAUAUCAGCAAAACAAAGACAUGAUUUCAAAAAUUAUCGAAGAAGUUUUUGAUAAUAAAGACAAGGAAAGAGAUCCAGAUUUUGUUGUAAGAAGGAAGAGGAAAAAUGGUUUGUGA
Molecule: messenger RNA, 588 nt
Organism: Trichomonas vaginalis G3
Lineage: Eukaryota; Parabasalia; Trichomonadida; Trichomonadidae
Exons: 1
Coding region: 1-588 (195 amino acids)
Source: RefSeq, a predicted model, not a curated record